Messenger RNA from Alosa sapidissima (American shad), 2992 nucleotides. Its product is annotated as skin secretory protein xP2-like. The transcript is spliced from 4 exons. The record is from RefSeq and is a predicted model, not a curated record. The coding region runs from base 322 to 1632 and encodes 436 amino acids. NCBI's taxonomy places the organism in Eukaryota, Metazoa, Chordata, Actinopteri, Clupeiformes, Clupeidae.
UUCACGCAUGCUCAAAAGCACUUACUUCUCGCACUCAGAGCAACAGUUUGCCAGUUUUAAAGCGUCUUCUCCACGUUCAUUUCAGAGCUCACAACGCGUCGUUGUCUAGGGCAUGAAUGAGGUUGGAAGGCCAUGCAUUAAGACAACCGACAGGGAGAUAUGCGUUGCCUCUACUCCUAAAAAUCGAGUAGCUCGGUGAAUUGCACAAAUCUGACGCUGGCAUUGCAGAUUAUUUUGUGAACGAAUAAGGGCUGUACUAUAAAUUCCUGAAGUGUUAUAAAAUAGCCAUCAGUUGCCUCGUCUCUUUGUGCAUAAAACAAAAUGGGGUGUUCCUCUUCCAGCUCUCAGACCGUAGCCCAAGAGAACCGACCGGGCACCAAACCUGAAGAAAGUAAUGGAGACACAACUUUCGUUGCCCAUAAUGGGAUCAUUGCAGAGGACACAGAGACCAUUGCAGAUCAGAUGCAGCUGCCGGUUCAGAGUGCGCUACCGGAUGAGUUGCUGCCUGGGGCCGUGGAGGAGCCAGUCGUCCAGGCCUGCGAAGCCACAGAGAGUCUGGAGGUGGAGGAGGCAGCCCCCGCCAAACCAGAGCCUGUGACUGCGCCUGAACCUACUGUCGAACCGGUUGCCGAGGAAAGCGUUGAAACUGCAGCUCUGGCCACUGAGACUGUAGAGGCUGAGGUGGCUGUGGAGGCAGUCGAGGCAGUUGCCCCUGCUGAGGCCCCAGCUGUUGUGGAGGUAACAGAGUCGGAGGAGGCCGUGGCCACCGUCGAGGUUGCGGCUCCAGUAGAAGUUGCGGUGCCUGUAGAGGCUGCUGCACCUGUAGAGGCUGCCGCACCUUCAGAAACGGCAGUGCCAGCUGAGGAAGCUGCUCCAGCAGUCGCCGAAACGGCAGCCCCUGCUGAAGCUCCUGCCCCAGCCGAAACUACCCCUAUUGAGGCUGCUGCCCCUGUUGAGGCUGUUGAGGCUGUUGCGGCUGUUGCCCCUGCCGAAGUUGCCCCCGUUGAGGCCGUUGCCCCUGCCGAAGUUGCCCCCGUUGAGGCCGUUGCCCCUGCUGAAGUUGCCCCUGUUGAGGCCGUUGCCCCUGCUGAAGUUGCCCCCGUUGAGGCCGCUACCCCUGCUGAAGUUGCCCCCGUUGAGGCUGUUGCCCCUGCUCAAGUUGCUGCACCAGCUGAAUCGGCGGCAGCUGAGGUCCCAGCAGAGCCUGUAGCACCUGCUGAGCCAGUAGCCGUUGUGGAGCCAGUCGCGGCCGCUCCUGCCGCAGCCACUGUUGAAGCAGCAGCCCCCGCAGAGCCCGAGCCCACCCCCGCCUCUGAACCCACCCCCGCACCCACAGCUGAACCAGCUCCAGUCACUGCUGCAGAGGAGACCAAAGAGCCAGAGCCAGCACCAGCACCCGAAGCUGCCGCCCCAGCUGAGGUGGCCCCUGUAGCAGAAGUCAGCCCCCCGGAGCCAGUUCCAGAGGCAGCCCUGCCAGCCCCCACAGCAGUGGAGCCUGUCGCUGCGGAAGACGCUCCAGUUGCAGCCCCUGAGGGGGGAGUGGCAGAGACAGGAAGUGAGGUGGCCAAAGUGGAGGAGCCAGUAGAAAGCCCCAAGACUGAGGAGACCCCUGCUGCCAGUGCAGAGAACUAAAGGAGACUCGCCUACAGCAAACAUGGUUGACGUGUAGCCCAAAGAAUAAAUGAAUACAUUUACACACAUGCGUGCACACACAAACACACACACCCCUAACAAUAUGCAGACCAUUUGUCAGAAAUGGAAUAAUUACUAAUCUGACACCAUGGUGCCUUUUUUUGCCUGUAAAUCUGGAGCAGUGGAGAUUCUACCAUUUGUAAAUAUGUACUUGUAUUAGCAAUGUAUUUGAAAGCUGAUGAAAGUGCCUCGAGCCACCUGAGCUUUUCAAAGGGAAAAUCGCCAUUACAGAAUGGCAUGGAGGCAAAAUGCAGGCCUUGCAAUGGAAAACACUUCACUCCAGGUUUAUCUGAGAAACUGAAAGUGAAGGCGACUCCCUCAACUUUAUCUGAGAAACUGAAAGUGAAGGCGACUCCCUCCCCCCCUCCCUCCCUCGACUCCACCCCCCCCCACGUACAUAGACCUGUACACAUCAUCAUCAUAAGGUGGUUCUAGUGAGAUUGUGUGCAGUGGUUUGUGACUGUGUAACAGAGGCCCAAGUACUACUACACUCAUGUUUCAUUAUAUGUGAGAAAAACAAGCCAAAAAUUUAACUGUGAAAAAAAAAAAAGAGAAUGUGUUCUGGCGCUAGGCAUGAGAGGCAGGGUCCAAAGAAGGGAACUUUGCCUUUGUGAACGCAGCAUGUUAUUUUAAAUCCUGCUAAUGUGGAAUGUCAAAGUUUUUGUUUUUUUUUGGAAGUGGGGGGAGGUACUCUUAAUCAUUCUGGAAAAUUAAUUUGUCCUUGCAUGUUACUACUUUUUCUAUCUUUCUCUUUGUCGUUUAUAUGUCUGUCUGUUUAUGCAGAAGAACGUUUUGGAUAUUGAAGGUAGAUUGCAUUUUGUAUGGCUGACCCAUUAGAGCACAUUCGGGAUUUGUUUGGUUUCAGACAAUUGCCAUUGCAAAACACUAUAGCAGGGACUGAUGGAAUUCUACAGUUCGUCUUCCACCAUUGACAUACAGUGCAGCCUUCUGGGUCUGGGAGAUCAUCCCUUUCCUGCGAUCUCACUCAAACAGCAUGAACUAUCCAGUGUUGCCUUCAGAUACUGUAUCAGCACAAAUUAUGGACCAAUGUGGAAACAAAGUCUCAAGAAGUUCUUCACUUUCUUGAAUUUGCAUCAGAUCUGCACACCUUUCAUAGGAUUCCUGGUGCCUUUUCUCACUGUGAAUUUAGGUCAUGUUCAUGUACGCCUGUAAAAGCAGGAACAAGUGCUAUCCCCACAUGUUUGUUUUACUGUGUAACAUGCAGAGAUCAACUGUGUAAUGUACUCAGCUCUCACACUAGCUUUUUAGUGUACAGAAUAAAGUUGCUGUUACUAAUAAA